This is a messenger RNA of Soboliphyme baturini, 3428 nucleotides long. The record is from the annotation of a GenBank genome assembly. NCBI's taxonomy places the organism in Eukaryota, Metazoa, Nematoda, Enoplea, Dioctophymatida, Soboliphymatidae.
AUGCUACGUAGUGCAUUAAACUUCCUCGUUUCGUCCUCUGACAAAUCUGACAAUGAAUUCGUCGGCCAGACGGUGGUCAUCGGAUCUCAUCGCAUUCAGAUCCAUAGGGUCAUAGCCGAAGGUGGCUUCGCGUUCGUCUACGAGGCGGCUGAACACGGCGAACGAUACGCCCUCAAAAGACUCAUCGCUGCUGACCGAGAGGCAGCCAAAUCGAUUCAACAAGAAAUUGCAACUCAUAGAAAACUAUCAGGACACCCGAAUAUUGUUAGAUUUGUGCAGGGCGCUUGUCAUGACAUUGGCACGGGUAGGCGAGAAUUCCUGCUGUUGAUGGAGCUGUGCUCUGUCGGGCCAUUGGUGGAGAUUCUGAAGAAUCGUGCUGAUCCGCUGGAUUUUGGCGAAGUUCUGCGGAUUUUUCAUCAGACCUGCAAAGCUGUUCAACACAUGCAUUCUCAGAGGCCGCCGCUAAUUCAUCGAGAUUUGAAAGUUGAAAACUUGCUAAUCAGCGAACCGGGUAUCGUGAAGCUUUGCGACUUUGGAAGCGCUACGUCUAAGUGUUACAGUCCAAAUUCCACCUGGUCUUCAAAAGACAGGUGUAUUGUUGAAGAACAGAUGUGUCACUGUACUACUCCAAUGUACCGGGCGCCGGAGAUGCUCGACUUGUAUCAGAAUUUUCCAAUCAACCAGAUGCUUGACAUCUGGGCACUUGGCUGUCUUUUGUAUUUCCUGUGCUUCCGGGUGCAUCCGUUCGAGGACGCAUCGAAACUGAAGAUUCUCAAUAGAAAGUUCUCAUUUCCCGCCAAUGAUAAGAUUCAUGCGCCAUUCUGCGCUCUCAUCGACAGGAUGCUACAGUUGAAGCCGAAUGAUCGACCUACGAUCGACGACGUGAUCACCGUUCUCGAAAAGAUGGCCCUCGAUGCACGCAUUGAUCUCAGAACUCAAUUGGAUUUGUCACAGCUGGUCAGUGGGGCCGCUCACGAAAUUGAAAGCGUCUAUGUCAGCAGACAACCGGUGAACACCAUUGAGCAGUCUACCGGACCAAAUGAUUUCGGUUCCCCGGCCACCAAUGUGGGCUCGUUAAUUGGCUCGAUCAUGGGUCAAACAGAGACCACAAGUCGACCGGACCUCGAUCUAAGUUAUAUCACUUCCAGACUGAUUGUCAUGUCGUGUCCUGAUGAUGGGCUGGACUUGACUUAUCGCCAGAGCCUGGAGGAGCUGAAGCAGUUUCUGGAGCUGCAUCACCGCGAUCAUUACGCCGUGUAUAACUUGUCUGACAGGCAUUACAACGCGACAGUCUUUUCUGAUAGGGUAUCUGUAUGUCCGUUUGUAGAAAACCGGGCUCCCCCUUUGGAGCUGUUGUUAUCCCUGUGCAAAAACAUGUACCUCUGGCUGAAGCAAAAUCCAAAGAACGUGUGCGCUCUGCACUGUCCGAACGGAAAGGAGAAUUCGGCAACUGUGAUUUGUUCCUUUUUCGUCUUUUCCCACGCGGUAAACAGUGUAGAAAACGCGGUAAAGGCGUUUGCAGACAGGCGUUGCGAGCCGAAUUUGAGACCUUCUCAAGAAAGACCGUUUGAAAGUCUUGCUCGGCAGUUUGUUAUUCCGCUGAACGUCGAAGUCGAAGAAAACGUAUCUAUCAUCGUUUACCAUGCACGAUCCACAUUUGGAACCAAGGUGCAAGGAAAAAUCACGGCCAUCAAGAUGUUCCAGCUGCAGUUCCACUGCGGUUUCCUCAGUCCAUGUCCUUCCAGAAAGACAAUAGACUUUCCAUGUUCAGACCUCGAUUACGAGCCGGAAGAUGAGUGUCGGUUUCCGGCAGACUUCAGCUUGUCGCUUCUGUUAACGGUUUCCGAAAAGAAUCUUAACGAUGUUGUUGCUGCAGAUCAGGCCUUCAUUUUCGACAGGAGCCAUUAUGUUCCGAGUAUACUGUUUUCUUCUCAAGAAGAGUUCAGUUCCUUUAGGGACAACUUCUGUCCCCAACCACUGAGAGAAGUGCCUCUGGUGGAUAUGUUCGCUACUGCAAAUCGGAAGGCGUCGGUAAAUGGUAGGAAUGGCGAGUCAUAUCAGAACACCUUCUUUUCAACAUUAAGGUGGGAAGACAGGGACCAAUUGUUUUCUGACGCCACAAGCAAUGCGCCAGUUUCACAGCCAAGUCAGACUACCGUACCAGAAGAAGAACAGCCUGUGGAACCUAAGUUAACGACAGCUGUAGGAAACUUGCUGAAUUUGAGCAGUUUCGAUUCUGAUUCGUUCGUCAAAUCGCAGCCAGGUUCUGCCGCUGAUUCGGUUAAAACUGUGGAAGAAAUAAAGUCAGAAAAUUCUCAAAAAAGGGAAAACCUACGGUUGCCACUGGUAGUCGAAGGAGUAAAUGAUUUUUCAGAGCAGUUAUUUACCAGUGACGUCAACAUUCCACCAGCAGACAGCGAAAGGUUGCUAGGAACAGCGGAUUCCUGCGCGAAGAGCGAUAAUGAUGAUUUGCUGAAAGAAUGGACACCCGCCACGCUGCUAGAACAACAUGCCGCCGAAGGAAGCAACCUUUCAAUUACGAACGCAUUCGUGCGUAACUUCAGCACCCCUGCUUUCACCGCUGACCGAAAUGAGGCAAAAUUGCUACCCCCGCAAUCAGCUGCAGACCCAUUCCAAGAAUUGGGCGGUUUGAUGAACAGCCAAUUCUUCUCAAACGACCAAAAUCGUCCGACGGCCGUUGUUGGCGCCGCUUCUGAACGCAAAAAGCCUAUGAUUCAUCGUGGAUUGUCUUCCAGCUCUUCGAACUUGACGGAGAUCUAUUCUUCCUACGGUGAUUCUGAUGCUUCGACAUUUAAAGCGCAAACCACCGUUCAUGCGAAGACCCCAACAUUUACCCACGCACCGUUUCCUCAUUACAACAACGAGUCUUGGUCGUCAUUUGUAGGCAAGACCAAGAUCGACAGCGAUGCGUUCAACGAUCUGCUUGAUUUCCAGGGUUUUAAGGUGAAUAACAGCUGCAAGGGAAAUGUGUCACUGGCUUCUAUGAAGCACGAACUUCAGCUGACCACGAUGAGUCCCGAUGAAUUAAAGGUUCACGAAUGGACCGAAGGCAAAAGAAGAAACAUCCGCGGUCUGCUUUGUUCACUGCACACGAUUCUUUGGCCAGAGAACACAAAGUGGGAGCAGGUCAGCAUGAGUCAGUUGCUGACCGCUGCUCAAGUUAAGAAAUUUUAUCGCAAAGCGUGCCUUGCUGUUCACCCGGACAAGGUACUAACAUAUGUUUUGUUUGUUUGCACUUUUUGUACGCGUUGGGGUGCCUCAUUAGCCAUAACGGCAACUGAAGUUUUCAGUUCACUUGCAGAGAUGACGUAUAUUAUGUGCUAUGAAAUUAUGAUACUCUUCCUAAGUGUCUCUCAUGCGGUUGAUGAUGGGUAUCAGCGUGUGAUAAAAUAUCAACAUUUCUAAGC